Messenger RNA from Lepisosteus oculatus (spotted gar), 1094 nucleotides. It is a transcript of the gene tmem11, whose product is annotated as transmembrane protein 11. Gene Ontology annotation, biological process: inner mitochondrial membrane organization. Lineage: Eukaryota; Metazoa; Chordata; Actinopteri; Semionotiformes; Lepisosteidae. Gene Ontology annotation, cellular component: mitochondrial inner membrane. The record is from RefSeq and is a predicted model, not a curated record.
CAAUUCCCAUGCUGCGUUGCUUGACGUUGUGACAGCCGCAGUGUGUUAAGUCUCCAAGAUGGCGGCGUGGGGAAGGAGGCGCGGUGUCCCAGUCAACAGGGAGAGGGGUGUGAUGUCCACUACGGACUGCUACAUCGUCCACGAGAUCUACAACGGGGAGAAUGCCCAGGACCAGUUUGAGUACGAGCUGGAGCAGGCUCUGGAGGCCCAGUACAAGUACAUCGUGAUCGAGCCCACCCGCAUCGGGGACGAGACGGCGCGCUGGGUCACCGUGGGCAACUGCCUGCACAAGACCGCCGUGCUGUCCGGCGUGGCCUGCCUGCUCACCCCGCUGUCCCUGCCGCUGGAGUACUCGCGCUACAUCGCCUUGCCGGCGGGGGCGGCCAGCGUGGCCUGCGCGGCGCUCUACGGCAUCUCCUGGCAGUUCGACCCCUGCUGCAAGUACCAAGUGGAGUACGACAGCCAGAAACUGUCCCGCCUGCCCCUCCAUACGCUCACUUCCUCCACCCCCGUGGUGCUGGUGAGGAAGGAUGACAUUCACAGAAAGAGACUCCACAACACGAUAGCGCUGGCCGCCCUGGCUUACUGCGUAAAGAAGAUUUAUGAACUCUAUGUCGUAUGAUUUAUUAAAAAAAAAAAACAGCCCUAAAAGACCUUAAAAAAAAAAAUCAGCAUCUAGUAUUGUUUGACAUACACAAAGCUUUCUUUGUUUCUGGUUGAAGCCCAGAGGGAUAAUGGUUAAAACUCUAGGGAUUUUUUUUUCUAUUUACUUUUGAAGUAACAUCACCAGUGCACUGAUUGAUAUUCUAUUUUUUUUCCCCCCGAUCCUCCGUACACUAAAUUGAGGAUUAAGAGACCAUUGAAAGUGAAUGGACAAAACAGUUUUGAAGUAUUCUCAAAGGCCUGGUAUGUUUUUUUUUCCUGGUAGUUUUAUUGUAACCCUUUAUUGCUCGUCAGAGAGUGCUCACUUCAUUAAAUAUUAGGAAAUCUGAAACACUCUUUUCUGUAUUUUCUUUUUCUUUCUUUUUUUAAUAUCGUUCUGGUAUCCUUCUGCUGUAGUGUUUAUUCAGAAACAUGAUCAUUCCCUAUUUUAA